Syngnathoides biaculeatus (alligator pipefish) is the source of this 5230-nucleotide messenger RNA. RefSeq names its product F-box and leucine-rich repeat protein 3a (gene fbxl3a). Gene Ontology annotation, biological process: entrainment of circadian clock by photoperiod; G2/M transition of mitotic cell cycle; SCF-dependent proteasomal ubiquitin-dependent protein catabolic process. Gene Ontology annotation, cellular component: nucleus; SCF ubiquitin ligase complex; cytosol. NCBI's taxonomy places the organism in Eukaryota, Metazoa, Chordata, Actinopteri, Syngnathiformes, Syngnathidae. Gene Ontology annotation, molecular function: protein binding. The record is from RefSeq and is a predicted model, not a curated record. Bases 308 to 1615 code for a protein of 435 amino acids. The transcript is spliced from 5 exons.
AAUGCACCGCGAACUUGAAAACAAUACUUCGCCAUUUCGGGCUCAAAAGGGGGCUGAGCCGCGGAGCUGCGAUAACGAUAGCAAGCCAGCGAAUUGGGUCAACCCCGACCAGGCGUGACUGUGGCUUUUUUUUUUUUUUUUUGGUCGUCAACGCUUUUCGGCGGUGUUUUGAGCGCUUGCGAACGAGCUCCGAUGCUUGUUAUUUUGCUCUCCCGAAUGAUCUUUUCCAUCGUAGGCCCGGGCUGAACUGUCGUCUGCUUGUCGGAUUUUCCUGCUAGCUUAGCUAGCUAGCUGAGUGUAAACAAGAAUGAAGAGGAUAAAAGGCGGCAAGGAGGAGGGCAACACCUCCCCGACGAAGAGCUCGCCGGAGGCACGCAAGAAAGUCCGGAAGCACUCGGGCCUGGCGUCGGAGGCCAGCGGCUCGUUGGACUCCAACUGGGCUCGGCUGCCUCAAGAGCUGCUCCUUCACGUCUUCCAGUACCUACCGCUGCUGGAUCGGGCCUUCGCCUCACAAGUGUGCCGCGGGUGGAACCAGGCGUUCCACAUGCCCGAGCUGUGGCGCUGCUUCGAGUUUGAGCUCAACCAGCCGGCCAGCUCUUAUCUGAAAGCCACGCACCCGGACCUGAUCAAGCAGAUCAUCAAGAGGCACUCCAACCACUUGCAGUAUGUCAGCUUCAAGGUGGACAGCAGCACUGAGUCCGCAGAGGCGGCCUGUGACAUCCUUUCGCAGUUGGUGAACUGCUCCCUGAAGACUUUAGGACUCAUCUCGACCGCCAGACCCAGUUUCAUGGAGGUCCCGAAGUCUCACUUCAUCUCGGCGCUGACGGUGGUGUUCGUCAACUCCAAGUCGCUGUCCUCGCUGAAGAUCGACGACACGCCGGUGGACGACCCCUCGCUGAAGGUGCUGGUGGCCAAUAACAGCGACACGCUCAAGCUGCUCAAGAUGAGCAGCUGCCCUCACGUCUCGCCGGCAGGGAUCCUGUGCGUGGCGGACCAGUGCCACGGCCUGCGGGAGCUGGCGUUGAACUACCACCUCCUGAGCGACGAGCUCCUGCUGGCCCUGUCCUCCGAGAAGCACGUGCACCUGGAGCACCUGCGCAUCGACGUGGUGAGCGAGAACCCGGGCCAGCACUUCCACGGCAUCAAGAAGAGCAGCUGGGACGCCAUGGUCCGCCACUCGCCCAAGUUCAACCUGGUCAUGUACUUCUUCCUGUACGAGGACGAGUUCGGGCCCUUCUUCAACGACGAGAUCCCCGUCACGCACCUCUACUUCGGCCGCUCCGUCAGCAAGGAGGUGCUGGGCCGCGUGGGCCUGCACUGCCCUCGCCUGGUGGAGCUGGUGGUGUGCGCCAACGGCCUGCGCCCGCUGGACGAGGAGCUGAUCCGCAUCGCCAAGCGCUGCACGCAGCUGUCGGCCAUCGGCCUGGGCGAGUGCGAGGUGUCGUGCGGCGCCUUCGUGGAGUUCGUCAAGAUGUGCGGGCGCCGCCUGUCGCAGCUCUCCAUCAUGGAGGAGGUGCUCAUCCCCGACCACGAGUACUCCCUGGACGAGAUCCACUGGGAGGUGUCCAAGCACCUGGGCCGGGUUUGGUUCCCGGACAUGAUGCCCACCUGGUAGGAGCGCCCACGCGGGCGGCUCGAGCGCGCCCCGAAACUUUCGACCGACCUCCGUUAACGCUCUUCGCCCGAUCGCAGAACUCGUCGCGCGCCCGGAGCAAAUCCACCCCCCCCCCCCCCCCCCCGGAAAGAGAUUGCCUCACGUUUGCGCUAGCGCCAAAAUGGCCGACGAGCUGGGAACGGUCGCAAAUGAAUUCGAAAUGGAGAGAGAUGUACAUACGUCCGUAUCCGACUGCUUCAUUCCCGUGCUCGUUCCCAACAUUUUCCUUUUUCUUUGGCUUUUGUCGGUUUUCGCGGCUCAGCCAAAUGAUCUUAGUAUGCGGAGCGGCCGUAAAUAAGUGAAGAAAAGUUCAUGACGUAGUCCCCGAGCGUUUUUCGACUUUGAGCCGCUCCGACCUGACCGCGCGCGCUCCCGCGGUCGCUCAGGUGCAUUUUGUAAAACAUUCUCGUGAAUUUCAUUUGUACGUUCUGCUUUUUGCUCUGUCGCGGUAGAGUGGGAAAAACUCGCAGGUGCAUCCGGCGUGAAAGCAUUUGCGCGUAAAACGGUUCGUUUCCAAUGAUGUCAAAAUAUUUGUAUUUAAUUUGACUCUGUUCCAUCCCCAUCGACUGUACGGGAUUUCCACUGCACGGUAUUCGGCUUCCAGUUCAAAAGUAAAUUAAUCCAUAAUCUACAUUAAUUUUACUAGUACUCUUCCAAAAGUGACAUUUUCAAAAUGAACUGAAAUUAUUGUGAUAUAUAUUUAUUUUUUUUUUCUUUUAUUGAACCCUGUCGCAUAUUAUUACGCGGCAGAAAAAAAUUCCACACCACCGCAGAAAAAUGUCAUGAAAAGUACUGGAUACAUACGCAAAUGAUGAUCUGAACUCAAUUUCCUCAUAAAUUGACUUUUUCCGGCGGCACAGUGGCUCAGGUGGUAAAGCUUCGGCCUCACAGUUCUGAUGUCCCGGGUUCGAUCCCGGGCCCGCCUGUGUGGAGUUUGCGUGUCCUCCCCGUGCUUGCGUGGUUUUCCUCCGGGCACUGCGGUUUCCUCCCACAUCCCCCCAAAAAAACAUGCAACAUAAAUUGCCCACAGGUGUGAUCGUGACUGCAACUGUUGUUUGUCUCCAUGUGCCCUGCGAUUGGCUGGCGACCAGUUCAGGGUGUGCACCGCCUCCUGCCCGUUGACAGCCGGGAUAGGCUCCAGGACUCCCUUGUCCGUGUAAAAGCUUAUAUUUGUAAUAUGGUAAAUGGCAUUUUUGGGGACCAACUUAUUGAAAUUUUGCACAGUGCUCUCAUUGACUUGCCUGAAUUUUUACCGGGAGCUGGAAAAGUAUCGUACAGUGGAAUUGGAAAGGAGUCGACGGUUCUCUUCCCUUCUGGCCGUUCCUCAUGAGAUUAGAUGUGAUUUACUGACAUGAUUUUUUUUUUUUUUUUUUUUAGGGUGUAUCCUCCUGGAGCACCCUGUACCCGUUUAGGGGGUCUGUGGUUUAUGGUGACGUAAAUCAAAUCCAUAUGCAAAUCCAAAUGCACUAUAGUCUACUUUAUUAACCUAUAAUAAAGCAGUAGUUAAGCCAUAAUUGGAGUAAUUAUUUUUUGAUUCUGAAAAACCCCUCCAGGCCAUGUACAUAAAAGAAUCAAAUGGAAAAAUUGUAAGGGAGGCCUUUCGACAUAUUUUUAACGCCGCUGCGCGUUUGUUGGUAGCCACAAAACGACUUCAUUGCUGUGAUUUUUUUUUUUUUUUUCAGUUCCUUCGAGAUAUGUUUUGAAAAUAUUAAUCUACUACUCAAUCAGCAAUGAUGAUUAAGUCAGCACAGAAGUUAUGCUUGGGGGAGGGGGAAUUUUGAAGAGACUUAAUAUAAAUAAAGCUUUAUUAUUUUCUUAAGAAGUCAGGGCAAUUGUAUAAGUGGUAAACGAAAGCCAUGAAUUGCUGUCAUGUAAUUUACAUAAUUUAACAAGUGACAUGAAUGAUACGGGAGACUCCAACUCAUGAACGCACCACGAGAGGAACGCUAACAAAUGAUGUGUGACGAUCGGGACCGCAGCUCUCGUCUGCUGUCGUGUCGUGGUUUACUAUUUUCUUGUUUUAUUGGUUUUUAUUUGCCAAUGUCACAGUUUUUUUUUUUUUUUUUUUUAUGUCGACAGUUUAAUCCAUAAAUUGCUUCGUUUGGAGUGUUGACGCAUCAACUGUGCUAAAGAUUAUUCGCUCCCUUGCUGUACUGCACGCGACCUUUGGACAUGUGAUCGUCUGUUAAUAAACAUUUGUGAAUGGACCCUUUGCGGUGGAUAUUUUGUUCCUCAGGACAUAUAUUUUAUUAAUAAUUGAGUUUAAAAACACUGAAAGGAGCUGAAACAAUGCGAAUUGCUCGUGAGAACCGGAGUUUUGGAUAUAAAACAAUUAUCCCGGGAAUUUGAAAGAAUAAUAGGAAUGUAGAAAGUAAGAAAAGCUAACAGAUUAGUUUUUUUUUUUUUUUUAAGUUGUGCGUCAGCUAAAUUUGAACCAAAAUUCUUGCGGCACGGUGGCUCGGCUGGUUAAGCGUCGACCUCACAGUUCUGAGGUCCCGGGUUCAAUCCUGGCCCCGCUUGUGUGGAGUUUGCAUGUUCUCCCCGUGCCUGCGUGGGUUUUCUUCAGGUGGGCACUCCGGUUUCCUCCCCCCCCAAAAAAAAAAAAAAACGCAACAUUAAUUGCACACUCUAAAUUGCCCCAAGGUGUGAUUGUGAGCGCGGCUGUUUGUCUCCAUUUGCCCUACGAUUGCCUGGCGACCCGUUCAGGGUGCACCCCACCUCUUGCCCGUUGACAGCUGGGAUAGGCUCCACCACUCCUGCCACCUUCGUGAGGAUAAGCGGCUAAGAAGAUGGAUGGAUGGAUAGAAGGUGGGUUGGAAACUUUUUCACAAGUGUAAGACUGACUGCGAUCCGAUCUCAUUUGUUUCGGGCACCUGAAGGAUUUUUAAGACUUUUCAUAUCUCGGUUCAAUCUUAUUGUUUUUAGUUUUCAACUGCAUUUUCAUUUCACAGGAGAAUUUAAUACUAUUUAAUUACAUUUUAUUUAUGAUAUUAUUAUUGAUUUAAUAAUACAUCGUUUUUAAAAAAUAUUAUUUCCCCAAAAUUAUUACAAAUUAAGCCAAGCCUCCCCCAUCUGCCGUUGAGUAGAGAAACACACUCCGGGCUACUGAAAGAGGAAAUAGCUACGCAUUAUUUUAUGAACGUGAUAUAAAUAAUGAGUAGACUUUUGCAUCGUCAUAUGUAAAAGUUUGAAGAUUGCUUUGAAACUCGACUUGAAACUCAACCUGUUUGCAGCCUUGACAAAACAAUCACCAAGAAAGAGUUUGAAACCUGAACGUGGAGAAACGCGACGGAAAUUUCGGGGGGGAGUUUCUACUUGAAAAUGUCUUGCGUAACAAUGGAGCAGCGGCGUCCGAAAUUCUCAACCAACUACUCUAAUUUCCGGCCUAUAAAUCGCAACUUUUUUUCCACACGCUUGCAACCCUGCAGUUUGUGCGUGAUGGGGCUAAUUUGUGCUUUUUUUCUAACGGCCACAAGGGGCACUAGAGCGGAAAAGGUAAAGACCGGCGGAACCGAGGAAGUAACUUUUACUGGUAUGUUUUUGUUUUUUAACUGGCCCUACCCCCUUGGCAAAUUG